AGGAGGGAUGUGACGCAACUUGCGACACGUGACUCUGUGACGUCAUCAGCAAUGCGCCGGUGAGUGACCUUCUGUGCGACCAGCAGUCGGCGUCCUGCAGCGGAGACAGCAGCUCUUAUUCACCGGAAAGGAAAGUGGACAUGGGGGACGCGGCCAAAGGGAAGAAGGUGUUUGUGCAGAAGUGUGCACAGUGCCACACGGUGGAGGACGGUGGCAAGCACAAGGUGGGUCCUAACCUGUGGGGUCUAUUUGGACGCAAGACGGGCCAAGCUGCAGGUUACUCCUACACAGACGCCAACAAGAGUAAAGGCAUCGUGUGGGGAGAAGACACGUUGAUGGUGUACCUGGAGAACCCCAAGAAGUAUAUUCCAGGAACCAAGAUGAUCUUUGCUGGCAUCAAGAAGAAAGGAGAACGUCAAGACCUGAUUGCUUAUCUCAAAUCAGCAACUUCAUGAACGCAAUAGAAUAUUUCAUAAAGAACAUCAUUUAUAAUCACUGAUGUCAUGUGACUAUUGAUAUCAAAUUGAUCGACGUACGACUGAAAUGCAUGAAGGAUUAUUAUUGUCACACCUGUUUUACAGAUGUAUUUAUUUCAUCUUUAUACUGUCAUCUAAUGUGUCCAUCAUCCUGAUGAAACAUCAAUAAACACAAAUAAAACAUAAAUUAUUAUUAUUAUUGUCACACCUGUUCUACAGAUGUAUUUAUCUCAUCGUUAUACUGUCAUCUGUGUCCAUCAUCAUCAUGAAACAUCAAUAAACACAAAUAAAACAUCAA
This is a messenger RNA of Entelurus aequoreus (snake pipefish), 774 nucleotides long. Its product is annotated as cytochrome c. Gene Ontology annotation, cellular component: mitochondrial intermembrane space. The coding region runs from base 141 to 455 and encodes 104 amino acids. Gene Ontology annotation, molecular function: electron transfer activity; heme binding. NCBI's taxonomy places the organism in Eukaryota, Metazoa, Chordata, Actinopteri, Syngnathiformes, Syngnathidae. The transcript has 3 exons. The record is from RefSeq and is a predicted model, not a curated record. Gene Ontology annotation, biological process: mitochondrial electron transport, ubiquinol to cytochrome c; mitochondrial electron transport, cytochrome c to oxygen.